AUGGUGCUGGAAAGUACAAUAAUCUGCGUUGACAACAGCGACUACAUGCGCAAUGGGGACUUUGUUCCCACUCGCAUGCAAGCCCAGCAAGAUGCCGUCAACCUUGUUUGCAUGUCCAAGACGAGAUCAAACCCAGAAAAUAAUGUCGGCCUUUUGAAGAUGGCCAACGCUGAAGUCCUCGUAACCUUGACAUCUGAUGUGGGGCGCAUUCUGGCUCGUCUACACCAGGUCCAGCCACAAGGCCAGAUCAAUUUUGUGACUGCAGUUCGAGUCGCUCAUCUGGCACUGAAACACAGGCAGGGUCGCAAUCAUAAACUUCGUAUUGUUGUAUUUGUGGGCAGUCCAAUUGAAAUAGAUGAGAAAGAGAUUAUUAAAGUUGCCAAGAGGCUUAAGAAGGAAAAGGUUAACGUAGAUGUUGUCAACUUUGGAGAAGAGGCCAUUAACACAGAUAAGCUGACUGCUUUUGUGAAUGCCAUUAAUGGAAAAGAUGGAACAAGCUCUCACUUGGUGACUGUACCCCCUGGGCCCAUGCUAUCUGAUGCUCUGCUGAGCUCCCCAGUGAUUGUCGGAGAAGAUGGCGCCGGCGCUAGCAUGACAGGUGCUGGCUUUGAGUUUGGGGUGGAUCCAAAUGAAGAUCCCGAGCUUGCAUUGGCUUUGCGUGUAUCAAUGGAGGAGCAGAGGGCCCGACAGGAAAAGGAGAUACGGGAAACUGCGGUUGCCACAACUGGAGAGGCGGCAGCAGUCACAGCAGCCUCCGUGGAAGAGGAGCAGUUGCAACGAGCUCUGGGAGGUUCACUGGUCCCAGAUGCAGCUGUAUCAGUUCCACCAACUACGGGAUCUUCUGCUGUGGAUUUUGCUGCGAUGACUGAAGAGGAACAGAUUGCCUACGCCAUGAAAUUAUCAAUGGAGACAGGCGGUGAAGAUGAUGCUCCAGCACCAAUGGAAACUGAUGAUGGCGAGGCCUCUGCUAAAGUGGAACAGAAAAAGGAUGAGGAAGAGGACUAUUCAGAAGUAAUGGAUGAUCCUGACUUUCUGCAGAAUGUUUUACAAAGUCUGCCUGGAGUAGAUCCCAAUAGUGACGUCAUCCAGAACGCAAUGAGAAGUAUAGCCGAUUCAAAAAAGGACAGUAAAAAGGAUGAGAAAAAACCCAAAUGA
Molecule: messenger RNA, 1155 nt
Organism: Candidula unifasciata
Lineage: Eukaryota; Metazoa; Mollusca; Gastropoda; Stylommatophora; Geomitridae
Source: the annotation of a GenBank genome assembly